UAAUUUGUAACCCAUCCGGUCGCCCAUUGUGACCUGCCAGGUUGCAUCAAAGAAGAAUCCUCGUCGACUUCGUCGCCGCCGCUCUUCUCCCGCACGCGGCGAUCAUCACGUGGAGUUUGUUGGCCUUCUGAAGACGUGGAAGGAAAGGAGCCGUAGGGCAUUCCAAGGACCAAAGAUCCAUUAUCAAUUUUGUGGCAUUCUAGGGUAGCUCCACGAAGUUCCUCCAAGGCAUUACGACGAGUGCAGGAGUAGAAACCGAUCAAUUGAAAACAUUCGGAUAAAAAGGGAAUAUCAUGGCUACUAAGGAGUUAUCGAUGAAGCUCCUGAUUGAUACCAAGGCUCAGAAAGUCUGCUUUGCCGAGGCUGACAAUGAAGUGGUCGAGUUGCUGUCCAGCCUCCUAUGCCUCCCGAUGAGCACCGUCAUCAACCUGCUCACCAAAGAGCGUAUGGUUGGCAUCAUUGGGAAUGUUCUUGAUAGCCUGGAGACGCUUGAUGCCACGUAUGUAUUCUCAACCAAGGGCAAGGAGCCCUACAUCAAGCCAACAAUUUCCCCCGGUAUGCUCUCUCCCUUGCAACAGCUGAUGGGGGAUGCACAGUUAAAUGCCUGUAGCAGAUUCUUCACCUGUGAGGGGAAAAGAUGCUGCUACACAAGCCAUAGUUGUGGGUAUUUUUCAGUUGCUAAAGGCAGCAAAUGCCCAAGUUGCUCCACCGGAAUGAACAAAGCUAUACUGCAUGUCAAAAGUGAGGGGUUUGUGGUCGGGACAGCCACGUAUACAGUCAAGGACGAUCUCUCGAUGAUACCGGCGUCCAGCGUGGCAAGCAUUGCCUUGCUCGCCCAGUGCGGUGUCAAGGACCUGAGCAUGCUGCAAGAAAAAAUGGUGAAGAUUGGCAAGGAAGAGGCGCUGGACAUACUCCUUGCUUCGCUGAAGUCCAAGACCGUCCUGACUGAUGUCUUCCUUCAGACAAGAAAAGCUCGUUGCAAGAAGGAAACUGUUGCUUAGUUAUGCGGCUAUGCCUCAGUAAAUUCACCAGACAUGUCAUGCAGAAAUCACCAUAUGGCCCUGGUGGAUGAGUGAGUUGUGAGCUGCCGGUCUGAUUGCAUUGCCUGGCCAUUCUCUAGGUUAGUGGACCAAAGCUAGUAGGCUGCUUAAAUUAAAAUCUCUGUUGACAUCAUGUACUGUGUGUGCCACUUUUGCCAACAGAGAGUUUUAGGAGAUUUUUUAGGAAGAUAUUUGUAUGAACCUUUUUUUUUGGAUUUGAAACAAGCUUCUGAAUUAUAAACUGUUUUCACUA
Messenger RNA from Triticum aestivum (bread wheat), 1293 nucleotides. RefSeq lists its product as uncharacterized. NCBI's taxonomy places the organism in Eukaryota, Viridiplantae, Streptophyta, Magnoliopsida, Poales, Poaceae. The transcript is spliced from 5 exons. The record is from RefSeq and is a predicted model, not a curated record. The coding region runs from base 294 to 1001 and encodes 235 amino acids.